Messenger RNA from Orbilia oligospora ATCC 24927, 978 nucleotides. RefSeq lists its product as uncharacterized. Lineage: Eukaryota; Fungi; Ascomycota; Orbiliomycetes; Orbiliales; Orbiliaceae. The coding region runs from base 1 to 978 and encodes 325 amino acids. The transcript has a single exon. The record is from RefSeq and is a predicted model, not a curated record.
AUGUCCCGCCCAACAUCCGUCCCUUUCUCCACAACGGGUCAAAUCCCCAUCUUGACUCCACCAAGCUCCUCCGGGUCGAAUCAAGCAUUUACCCACCUGACAUCACCGACCAAUAAAUUCGUCCACCCGGCUCGCCGUCGUGGGUCUGCAGACUCAUACCUCUCCGAAGAUGACCACCACCUUAAUUCGGCACGGUCUCCAUCGUAUUCUUAUUCUUUAACCUCCAAUCGCUCCAGUCGACGUUCUCAAAGUCCAUCGUUGGGAUCCUCACCCGGUGCAUGUCUAAUAAUCCGUAGCAGUAGCACCAACCAAUCUCCACACUCCGGUAGUCCAAAACAAUCUCCACUCCCAGUUCCAGCUAUAGACACCGGCCAUGGACGUCAAGAUUCCGUUUCCUCUGCCGGUGAUCUUGAAUUCGACGUAGAACCAUUAUCACCUUUUAGCUAUGCACCACGAUUCCCAUCCGGUCCUCCCAGUCGCAAAAACUCAAGAGAUGCGUAUGCCCACAUCUCACCACCAUCACUCAACGCCGUCUCCCAAAAGCUAGAGAAACACUACCAAGCACCAUCUCUCCCACCUCAAAAGGAAGAUGAAGAAGAACAUACCAUCCAACUGCACAUGAUGCCAAAAUCAAUGCUUCUCCCCCUCCCGGAUCGCAACGCGGAGAUGAAGCAUUUACUUACACAUAAUUCACAGUUGGCGGGACAGAUCCGUAGACGGUUGGGAGAGGAAAGAUAUUCUCAGGCGGUUGACCUUUGGACCAGGACGAGAAGGAGCGAGGUUAGUGACCAUGAAUGGUUGAGAAGGAGUAAAUGGUUUUUGCAAAUGGAUGAGAGGUUAUGGAAUGAAUGGACUAUGAUGGUUGGAUGGGACCAUAGCGUUGAUUUGACGAAGGACGAAAAGGGAGAGAAGAGGGGUGUUGAUGAGUAUGCGGAUAAGAUGGGUCAUAUGACGUGUUUGGAAGAGGAGGAGGAGUAG